Marmota flaviventris (yellow-bellied marmot) is the source of this 2785-nucleotide messenger RNA. It is a transcript of the gene Fbxo32, whose product is annotated as F-box protein 32. The record is from RefSeq and is a predicted model, not a curated record. Gene Ontology annotation, biological process: protein ubiquitination. Gene Ontology annotation, cellular component: cytoplasm; nucleus; SCF ubiquitin ligase complex. Gene Ontology annotation, molecular function: protein binding. NCBI's taxonomy places the organism in Eukaryota, Metazoa, Chordata, Mammalia, Rodentia, Sciuridae.
GCCAGCGGACCAGGAUAAAUACUGUGGCCCCGACGGCCGCGCAGCACUCCCGGAGCUUGACGCGCAGCGCGACCCUCCCCAGAGACAGCGCCCUCUGAAAGCGCAGGGGACCGGCUCCGCACCCCCAAACCCUCAACCCUCCACGCCAGUGCCCAGCACUUCCAGACAUCGCGGGCCUUGCACCCGGAGCAUCCGCCCGGGGAGGCUGGUCUCCGACACCGCCAGGCCGGUCCAGUCUAUCAGUUCGUCCACUCAGUGGGUGGCGUCCGCUCUCGGUGCCAUGCCAUUCCUUGGGCAAGACUGGCGAUCUCCCGGGCAGAGCUGGGUGAAGACAGCCGAUGGCUGGAAGCGUUUCCUGGAUGAGAAGAGCGGCAGUUUCGUAAGCGACCUCAGCAGUUACUGCAACAAGGAAGUAUACAACAAGGAGAAUCUUUUCAACAGCCUGAACUAUGAUGUUGCAGCCAAGAAGAGAAAGAAGGACAUACUGAAUAGCAAAACCAAAACUCAAUAUUUCCAUCAAGAAAAAUGGAUCUAUGUUCACAAAGGAAGUACAAAAGAGCGCCAUGGAUACUGCACUUUGGGGGAAGCUUUCAACAGACUGGACUUCUCAACUGCCAUUCUGGAUUCCAGAAGAUUCAACUACGUAGUACGGCUGUUGGAACUGAUAGCAAAGUCACAGCUCACAUCCCUGAGUGGUAUCGCCCAAAAGAACUUCAUGAACAUUUUGGAAAAGGUGGUACUAAAAGUCCUUGAAGACCAGCAAAACAUUAGACUCAUAAGGGAACUACUGCAGACCCUCUAUACAUCCUUAUGUACACUAGUCCAGAGAGUCGGCAAGUCUGUGCUGGUGGGCAACAUUAACAUGUGGGUGUACCGCAUGGAGACGAUUCUACACUGGCAGCAGCAGCUGAACAACAUCCAGAUUACCAGGCCUGCCUUCAAAGGCCUCACCUUCACCGACCUGCCCUUAUGCUUACAACUGAACAUCAUGCAGAGGCUGAGCGACGGGCGCGAUCUCGUCAGCCUGGGCCAGGCGGCCCCCGACCUCCACGUGCUCAGUGAGGACCGGCUGCUGUGGAAGAAGCUCUGCCAGUACCACUUCUCCGAGAGGCAGAUCCGCAAGCGAUUAAUUUUGUCAGACAAAGGGCAGCUGGAUUGGAAGAAGAUGUAUUUUAAGCUUGUUCGAUGUUACCCAAGGAAAGAGCAGUACGGGGACACCCUGCAGCUUUGCAAACACUGUCACAUUCUUUCCUGGAAGGGCACUGACCAUCCUUGCACAGCUAACAAUCCAGAGAGCUGCUCCGUUCCACUUUCACCCCAGGACUUUAUCAACUUGUUCAAGUUCUGAAUCCCAGCACAUGACAACACUUCAGAGGGCCCCCUGCUGACUGAAUACAGAAUUUGGACGAAUACAGAAUUUGGACGCUCCAUUUGUAAAUAGUGUACAUUUUAAACAUUGGCCUGAGACUUCUCAGAUAAGUCCUUGAGAGGACCUUGGAGGGGAGAGAUACAAUUGCUUAUGGGAAUUUAAGAAUGUGAACUCCACAUUAGAAUUGGUAUGGAAAAGCAGAAGUAUUGUAGAUAGACUUUUUUCUAACAAUUUGCCAGCAAGACUCUAAAGGCAAGAAUUCUCUGUCAGCCGUGAAGAUGGAAUUCUCUUGAUGUUCAUGGAAACUCCUUUAUAGUUCCCUAGGAAGAAAAAGGCAAGACUCAAAUGCAGACAGAAUGCUCUUUGUUUACAAUGUGAAAAUCUGUUUAGACAAAAAAAAAAAAAAAGGAAGAAAGAAGAAAAAAUACAUAUAAGAAAUCCUGGAGCUUUGGUUUUGAUUGAGUUUGUUUUGGAAAGGCAAAGAAGCACCAACCCCGAAACCUGAGUGGGCAUAGGCCUUAUCCUAUGAGACACCACACAAUGGUCUACCUCUAAAAGCAUAAAGCGUGAUCUCUGACUACGUGCAUUAUCCAGUAGGCAGUGUCUGUGUUUCUUGUGUUUUCAUCACUAUAAAAAGUGAUUUAAAAUGGAAAGGAUGUUGGAAGCAACCCUCAUCUUGUUUCACACUUCCUUUUUAGGUAAACGGGGCCCUCUUUGGAGUCCCCUCCUUCCUAGAACAAUCUCAAAGUACAUGUGCCUUUUCUCCUUCCAUACUGUAGUUCACUGGGGAAAGAGAAGGCCAAUUAAGAACAGUCCCAGCAGAAAUCAUACCCCGGAAAAGAUAGAAUCAGGUACCCCAUAGCUAUAAAGACUUCUUUCUUCCGGUUUAACUUCUGGGCUUGUCUGGGCUUCCUUGGGUGCAUUUGUGGAAAAGUGUACAUCUGCAAACUGAUUGCAGCCCAAGUGCUGGGGCUUGAGAGACAGGUUUUAUCUAUCGGCCAAUUAAGCAUUUUGCCACUUGCUCUUCCUGUCUUCAGGGUGAUAAAUUGAGCUUUCGUAAGUCCUUGAGACAACCUGAACUAGGGCUUUUUGUAAGUGUGAUUAAAAAUAAAGCCUGAAGUUCCAGCCAAAUAGGGAGAUGAGUUCAUCUUAAACUGACUUCAGGGCUGGAGAGUUAAAAUGAAGAUAGUUAAAACAAAGAUCCCAUGGGAUUUUGCAAGCAAGUAUCAGCAGGUCACUGUGGAAGAAAGGAAAUCUCAGGACUUCAUGAGUUAAUUGUCAGAUAUUCCUGGAAGAGGGUGGGGAAUGUUUUUGUUUUUUACUUUUUAUAGAAAGUUGCUUUUCUACAACAGUGUACAUAUAUUUGCAGUUGUAUUUGCUUCCUCCCCCACCCCCAAAUAAAGUCGCCACCUUGCA